Hermetia illucens (black soldier fly) is the source of this 3145-nucleotide messenger RNA. RefSeq names its product transportin-1 (gene Tnpo). The transcript is spliced from 11 exons. Gene Ontology annotation, molecular function: small GTPase binding; nuclear import signal receptor activity. NCBI's taxonomy places the organism in Eukaryota, Metazoa, Arthropoda, Insecta, Diptera, Stratiomyidae. Gene Ontology annotation, biological process: protein import into nucleus. Gene Ontology annotation, cellular component: nucleus; cytoplasm. The coding region runs from base 180 to 2840 and encodes 886 amino acids. The record is from RefSeq and is a predicted model, not a curated record.
ACCAGACUUCGUGAUAACUUUGCGGUGUGUAUACUUGUCGCAAGUGGAAAAACUUUCCACAAGUCAUUGAAUUUAAUUUACGGGAGUUCCAUGCGUUUUAAAGUGAUUAUUGCACGUGCAAAUACUAACUAAUCAUCUAAAGUAUAUUUUUUACAAGUUUGCCUGAAGAGUGGAAGAAAAUGACGUGGGAACCCCAGCCUGAAGGCUUACAGCAAAUCAUAACGAUCUUGAAGGAAUCUCAAUCGCCGGACACUGCAACCCAACGAUCCGUUCAACUGAAACUAGAGGAACUUAAUCAAUAUCCAGAUUUUAAUAACUAUCUCAUAUAUGUAUUGACCAAAUUGAAAUCAGAAGAUGAACCGACACGCUCACUCAGUGGAUUGAUAUUGAAGAACAAUAUUCGAGUACACGGCAACACUUUACAACCGGAAAUCAUCGAGUACAUCAAACAAGAAUGUCUGAUGGCGGUUGGCGACCUGUCCCCAUUAAUCCGAGCAACUGUUGGAAUUCUUAUUACAACAAUUGCCAGCAAUGGAGGACUGAUAAACUGGCCACAACUUUUACCGGCAUUAUGUGAAAUGCUAGACUCCCAAGACUAUAAUGUAUGCGAAGGAGCGUUUGGAGCAUUGCAAAAAAUUUGCGAAGAUUCCGCCGACACAUUGGACAGUGCAGAACUGAACAGACCACUGAAUAUCCUAAUCCCAAAAUUUUUACAAUUUUUCAACCAUACAAGCCCUAAAAUUCGAUCUCAUGCUAUCGCUUGUAUCAAUCAGUUUAUAAUAAACAGAUCGCAGGCAAUCAUGUUGCACAUUGAUACGUUUAUCGAGAAUUUGUUCCAGUUGUCGGCGGAUGAUGAUCACGAAGUUCGACGAAAUGUGUGCCGUGGUUUAGUGAUGUUGCUUGAAGUGCGCAUGGAUCGCUUAUUACCGCAUAUGGGCCAAAUUAUUGAAUAUAUGUUACUGAGGACGCAAGAUGCAGACGAAACUGUUGCUUUGGAAGCAUCCGAGUUUUGGUUAACUCUCGCAGAGCAAAGUGUCUGCAAGGAGGUUUUAGCAUCUUAUUUACCGAGACUUGUUCCGAUUUUAGUUCGUGGUAUGCGGUAUUCAGAAAUCGAUAUUAUUCUUCUGAAGGGUAAUAUUGAAGAAGAUGAAAUGAUUCCCGAUCGAGAGGAAGACAUCAAACCACGUUUCCAUAAAUCCAAGCACACAUUAAAAUCAGAAGACGCCCCUGACGACGAAGACGAUGACGAUGAUGGAAUGGAUGAUGACAGUUCGCUUUCCGAAUGGAAUUUACGAAAAUGUAGUGCGGCUGCGUUAGACGUUCUUGCUAAUGUAUUUAGAGAAGACUGUCUGCCUGUCGUAUUGCCAAUUCUGAAAGAAACACUUUUCCACCAAGAAUGGGUCAUAAAAGAGACGGGAAUUUUGGCUCUGGGUGCGAUAGCUGAGGGUUGUAUGCAAGGGAUGAUUCCGCAUUUGCCAGAAUUAAUUCCAUAUCUGAUAUCGUGUCUGUCUGACAAGAAAGCAUUAGUUCGCUCAAUAACCUGUUGGACGUUGUCCCGAUAUGCCAAUUGGGUUGUGAAUCAGCCGCAUGAUCAAUAUCUGAAACCAUUGAUGGAGGAGCUAUUGAAGCGGAUUUUGGAUGCCAACAAACGUGUCCAGGAGGCUGCAUGCUCGGCAUUUGCAACACUAGAAGAAGAGGCUUGCACAGAACUAGUUCCAUAUUUAGAAUAUAUUCUUAAGACUCUAGUUUUCGCUUUUUCCAAAUAUCAACACAAAAAUUUACUGAUAUUAUACGAUGCAGUUGGGACUUUAGCAGAUUCUGUUGGACAUCAUUUGAAUACGCCAGCUUACAUAAAUAUCUUAAUGCCGCCUCUGAUCCAAAAGUGGAAUAUGCUCAAGGAUGAUGACAAAGACUUAUUCCCGCUUCUAGAGUGUUUGUCCAGUAUUGCAACUGCCCUUCAGUCUGGCUUCUUGCCGUACUGCGAACCUGUAUAUAGGAGGUGCAUUUCACUGAUAGAACAAACGAUAAACCAGGAUAUGGCCAAUAAACAGAAUCCCGGACAAUAUGAACAACCAGACAAAGAAAGGAUGAUUGUUGCUCUGGAUUUACUUUCAGGGCUCGCUGAAGGCCUGGACGGACACAUUGAAUCAUUAGUUGCAAACAGCAAUAUUAUGCAGUUAUUAUUCCAAUGCAUGCAGGAUGUACUGCCGGAGGUUCGACAAUCCUCGUUUGCAUUACUGGGUGAUUUAACAAAAGCAUGUUUCCAGCAUGUUCGCCCUUAUAUGCCGGAAUUCUUUCCGAUCCUUGGUCGAAAUUUAAAUCCAGAUUAUAUUUCAGUUUGUAAUAAUGCAACAUGGGCAAUCGGAGAGAUAUGUAUGAAAUUAGGUGAGGACACAAAACCCUAUGCUCUUCUUGUAUUGAAGGAUUUGAUAAUGAUUAUUAACCGCCCAAAUACUCCCAAGACUUUAUUGGAAAAUACGGCUAUAACAAUCGGUCGUCUAGGUUAUGUGUGCCCCGUUGAAGUGGCUCCUUAUUUACAAGAAUUUGUACGGCAGUGGUGUACGUCUCUACGUCAUAUAAGAGAUAAUGACGAGAAGGACUCAGCAUUUCGCGGAAUGUGCCAUAUGAUCACCGUGAAUCCGGCAGGAGUUGUGCCACACUUCAUAUUUUUCUGUGACGCUGUUGCAUCAUGGGUUAACCCACCAAAUGAUCUACAUCACAUGAUACAAAAGAUAUUGCACGGCUUCAAGACACAAGUUGGUGAUGAGAAUUGGCGUCACUUCGUGGAUCAAUUUCCGGCAGCACUAUCGGAACGCCUGGCAACUAUGUAUACCGUAUAAGAUGUUAUCUUACUUUCCCCCCUCAUAUUUUUAUUUCAUUAAAUUUCGAUAUUUAUUAGUUUUCUUUCUUUCAUACACUACGAUAUGUGUAUAUUAAAGUUUAAUUUCCAUUUCAUUUUUCUUUUUUCUUUCACAUUAUCUUUUAAAUAUUCUUUCACUUUAUCUUUGAUUGGCUUAUUCGUUUCUUUCCUUUUUUCCGACUCACAUGUAACAGCCUUUAUUUUGUAGAACAUUUUAUCACUGAAAUUUUAUUUAAUUUUCAAAGAAAAAAUACUUUCACAUGCAUGCUUACAUGAUGUGUAUUA